ACAACUAAGAACAUUCACAUGAUUUUAUCUCUUUAUUUUGCCAUUGAAGAAAUCAAUGGAAACCCUCAUGUUUUGCCCAAUAUUUCCCUACUAGUUAAAGUUGAAUGUAAACUUUUGUCUGAUCGAGGUAAAAUCAGUUUAUCCUCAAAAAGGGGUGAUUAUUUUCCUAACUACCACUGUAGAAACCAGAGGAAAUACUUAGUGAUACUUACAGGACCAAUGUGGUUGCCAUCUGCCAUGCUUGGACCAAUCCUGUACAUUUCCAGAAUUCCAGAGCUCUACUAUGGGCCAUUUCAUCCUCUCCUGAGUAACCAUGAACACUUUCCUUUUCUGUACCAGAUGGGUAUCAAGGAUACAUCUGUGGCUGCUGCCAUGGUAUCUUUGGUGAUCUAUUUCAGCUGGCAGUGGGUGGGACUGAUCAUUUCAGAUGAUGACCUAGGACUUCAAUUUGCCUCUGAAUUGAGAGAAGAAAUGCAAAGAAGUGGCAUCUGUUUAGCAUUUGUAACUAUUAUCACAUAUGACAUAAAAUUAUUCUUUAAAAAUAUUUAUGUAUAUUACAAUCAGAUCAUGAUGUCUACAACAAAAGUUGUUGUCAUAUAUGGAGACAAAGACUCUCAUCUGCAAGUGAACUUAAGACUAUGGCAGUCUGUAAACAUUCAGAGAAUCUGGGUCACUACCUCACAAUGGGAUAUGAUUACAAGUAAUGGAAAAUUGCUCUUCAACUCCUUACAUGGGACUCUCAGCUUUUCACAUCAUUAUUCUGAGAUAGCUGGCUUUAAAAAAUUUAUUCAGACAGUGAACCCUUCAAACUACAGUAAUACUGUUUCUCUUGCUAAAUUGUGGUGGCUAUAUUUUAAUUGUUCUUUGUCAUCAUCUAAUUGUAAGAAACUGAAAAAUUGUUCAGAAAAAAUGCUACCAGAGUGGUUAUCCCGGUACCAGUUUGAAAUGUCCAUGAGUGACACAAGUUACAAUCUAUACAAUGCUGUGUAUGCUGUGGCCCAUUCACUCCAUGAGUUACUUUUGCAGCAAGUAGAUACAUGGUCAAAGAAUACUGGGAAGGGACUGGAAUUUGACUCCUUGCAGGUUGUCCCUUUCCUGAAGAACAUCCAAUUUGUAAAUCCUGCUGGAGACUUAGUGAACAUGAAUAAGAAAGCCAACCUGGAUACAGAGUAUGACAUUUUCUUCACUGGAAAUUUUCUACAAAGUUUUGGACUUAAGGUGAAAAUAGGCAAGUUUUCCCAAUACUUGCCACAUCUACAACAAUUGCAUAUGUCUGAUGAAAUGAUAGAGUGGGCUACAGAUAUUAGACAGACUCCACCUUCAAUAUGCAGUACAUCUUGCAGUCCAGGAUUUAGAAAAUCCCUUCAAGAUGGACAGGCUGUCUGUUGCUUUGACUGUACCCCCUGUCCAGAGAAUGAAAUUUCCAACAUGACAGACAUGGAUUAUUGCUUGAAGUGUCCAGAUGAUCAAUAUGCCAAUACAGAAGGAACUCACUGCCUUUCAAAAAUUGUGACAUUUCUGUCUUAUGAAGAUCCCAUAGGGUUGGCUCUGGCCUGUUUGGCUCUGUGCUUUUCUGCUUUUGCAGCUGCUAUAUUUGGUGUCUUUUUGAGGAACCAAAACACUCCUAUUGUCAAGGCCAAUAACAGAGCUCUCAGCUACUGCCUGCUGCUGUCACUCAUCUGUUGUUGUCUCUGUUCCUUGCUUUUCAUUGGAGAACCACAUAGAGCCACAUGCAUCAUGCAGCAGACCAUAUUUGCAGUUGUGUUUACUGUUGCUGUCUCUACUGUCUUGACCAAGACAAUUACAGUAGUACUUGCCUUCAAGGUCACUGUUCCAGAUAAAAUGAUGAGGUGGCUGCUAAUAUCAGGGACAUCUAAUUUGAUCAUUCCAAUAUGCACCAUGAUUCAACUGAUCCUCUGUGGAAUCUGGGUGGGUACUUCUCCUCCAUUUGUUGAUGCUGAUGGGCAUGUUGAGCAUGGCCAUAUUUUGAUUAUUUGCAACAAAGGUUCAGUUAUGGCCUUUUACUCUGUCCUGGGAUACUUGGGUUCUAUUGCUCUAGCAAGUUUCACUGUAGCUUUCUUUGCCAGGAAUUUGCCUGACACAUUUAAUGAAGCCAAGUUCCUAACAUUUAGCAUGCUGGUGUUCUGUAGUGUCUGGAUCACCUUCCUUCCUGUAUACCAUAGCACCAAGGGCAAGGCUAUGGUGGCAGUGGAGGUGUUCUGUAUCUUGGCCUCCAGUGCAGGGGUACUUCUUUGCAUCUUUGCUCCAAAAUGCUAUAUUAUUUUGUUAAAACCUGAGAGAAAUUCUUUUCACAAGUUUAGGGACACACAUGCUAAAUAA
Messenger RNA from Peromyscus maniculatus bairdii (prairie deer mouse), 2340 nucleotides. The record is from RefSeq and is a predicted model, not a curated record. Lineage: Eukaryota; Metazoa; Chordata; Mammalia; Rodentia; Cricetidae.